Molecule: messenger RNA, 3156 nt
Organism: Solanum dulcamara
Lineage: Eukaryota; Viridiplantae; Streptophyta; Magnoliopsida; Solanales; Solanaceae
Product: inactive poly [ADP-ribose] polymerase RCD1-like
Exons: 7
Coding region: 1147-2901 (584 amino acids)
Molecular function (GO): NAD+ poly-ADP-ribosyltransferase activity
Source: RefSeq, a predicted model, not a curated record
UUAUGGAUCUGAAUUAAUCUGUUUCGAUUUGCUUUAUUCCGGAAUUGAUAUGACCUGAUUUUGAUUUUCUGAGAGUAUCCGCUUUCAUUUUAGUUUUUCUGGGAUUAAUUUUGCGAUUUAAUGGAAUUUAGUUGCUUGUUUAUGAGAAAUUGUUUUGACACUUUGCUAGAUUUUCGGCUCUCAGUAUAUAUGACUGAUUUCCUAUUUGGGUUGUACCUUUUUUUUUCUUUUUCUAUAUGAUGGUAUUAGACUGGACGGAGUUUAAGAUGUUAAAUUUGAUUUUUUUUUAUUAUAUUAGUGAUUUGAAAGUUAGGUUGGUAGAGAAAAUAUAAAUCAAAGUUAUAAACUUGAAUAGUAGGUGGCAUUUAUCUGUGGAAAAUCUUUUCAAAACCUACAUUUUUUAAUUUAUUUUUUUUUAAAAAUGAUUGGAAUUUGAAAUGGAAUGACUUCAAACCCUAGGGAGUAUUCCUUAGAUGCAUUUUGAGAAUUGAACAGUAUUCAAAAGAACGACUUCUUUAAUGUUAAAGGGUAUAGUUGGAAACAAUUGCCAACUUUAAUUUUGAGUUUCUAAAGUGACAACUAUUUUGGGACAAUUUUUUUGAGUUAAAAGGACAGUUAAAAUGGGAGGGAAGGGAGUUCUAAGCAAGGAUGUCUUUUUGCAUACAGUAAUAUGAUAAGACGAAGGGAUGGAUGGAUUGGGAUACAGAAAAAUCUUCCCUCUUGGAGGAGAGAAAACUCAGUUGCCUCAAUUAAUUCACAUGGUGGACUAUGAUGUGGGAUCAAUACUUUUAAAAUAUUGAUUUUUUCAAGUAGUGCAGAAGUUUGAAUUCCAACAUCUAUUUAUCAAUUGUACAUUUGCUUUUGAUUUAGAAACUGACAAUAUUUACAUUUUCAGAGGAGGUCAAUUAGAUUAUCUUUGUUAGUUUAGCAUUGUGCAAAAGGUAAGAAUUUGUUGACUUUACACCGACGUUACGGAGAAAAGUGGCUUGUACAGCAAUCGCCGUGCAGUGCAGAAGUUGGUUUUGCAAUUUCUUUUCCAUGAUGUGGCUUCUCGGAAAUUUAUCACAGAUGAUUUAUACUAUGCUACUUUAGUAUUUAGCCAUUUUGUUUGGUACUUGUAAAUAGAUAGUUUUGUCGGUAGAUAAAAUGGAACCAAAGUGUGUUGGUAUGUUAGAUAAUGACCGUAGCACUGUGGUUGGAUCAAAGAGAAAAGUGGCUUCUCAGAAUUUGGCACAUUUAUUUAGAGCCAGCAGUGAGAAACUGUCAAUUCAAUCCAACUGUGACAGCAAGCUUGGGAAGAGGAAAAGGACCAAUUGUCACUUACAUCUCAGGAAAUCUGUACUCAAGAACUACCUGAACUUUAUGAGAAGCAGAGUGCCGCAACGUGUACUGUUUUAUCAGAACAGUGAAUGGACCGACUUCCCUCAAGAUAUUAUUCUUAUAGUUAAAGAAGAUUUUCGGGCAAAAAAGGCUGUUUUUGAGGUGAAAGUUCGUGACUUUCAUAUAAUGCUUGAUAUUCUGCAUAUGGUUCAAGUAGAUCUGAUAACUGGUUUACAGAAACCUGUUGCCUGGAUAGAUGAAGCAGGUAGCUGUUUCUUCCCUGAGUCAUAUCGUAUCAGUAGUGAAAUGCAUGGGAACUUUGAAACCCAGUCAAAGAGAACUGAAGAGUUCAUGACAACUGAGCCAAAUAGGGUAACUGAUAUCAAUUUGCAACUCGACAUUGACUUAAAUGGACUGGAUAGUUGUAAUUUGGAAGGUGUGGAAGAGUCAAAUAUCGGUUAUAAGAGGAUUAAAGUAAAUCCUCUUAAAGACAAUCAAGAAUUUGCUGAUGAUAAAAAAUCAGAUGCAAAAAUGGAACAAGUUGCAGAAAAUAAACAGAACCAGGAAGCUAUGUCUCCUGACUUAGUAGCUAGCCUGAAAUUGGUGGAUGCAGAAUCUGUCAAAAAUAUGUUCAUUAUGGGAAUGAAUGUCAUCCCUAACAAGGAUGAGAUCAAAAUUACCAAAUACUCUAGUAAUUAUUUGAGAGCUCGCUUGGAACUCUUUGAGAAGCAGGUUGAAAUAAUGCAAAAAUAUCGUGGGAAUGCAAAUGUUCGAUAUGCUUGGCUUGCUGCUUCCAAAGAUUUGAUAUCUACAAUUAUGAAUUACGGCCUUGCACCUGGCGGACCUAAGAAUAGGCCUAAAUUUGGAGUCGGAGUUCACCUUAGUGCUCUGCAUUGUGCCUCCAAAAGUGCUAUUAAUUGCGAUGCUGACAAAAAUGGCGUUCAUUACAUGGUUUUUACUCGUGUGAUUUUGGGUAAUGUGGAACCUUUGCACUGCGGAUCUGAACAAUGGCAUCCCAGUGAUGAAAAAUACGAUAGUGGAGUUGAUGAUCUCGAGAACCCUACUCAUUAUGUUGUUUGGAAUAUGAAUUUGAAUACACAUAUAUACCCAGAGUGUGUUUUGAGCUUCAGAAUUCCUCCAGUAGCUAAAGGACCCCACUUUGGAAAUGAUAGUCGGAUUCAUGGCUCUGGUGUCAGUACUUGUUGUCGGGGGCCUGUGGAUCAGGUACCCACAAAUACAUUUCAGAAGGACUCGGGAAGUCAUUAUCAUCAAGUAUCAAUGGGUAAGUUGGCCCUAGAAAAGGCUGCGAGGACUCCAAAGUCCCCUUGGUUGCCAUUCUCCUUGUUGAUUGAUGCAAUCUCCAAUGUAGUAACUGCCAAGAAAAUGAAUGAUGUUACUAGCAAUUUUGAGUUGUUUGAGAGCAAGAAGAUAUGUAGGGAUGAAUUUGUCAGACAGUUGAGGUUAAUCGUAGGUGAUACUCUAUUGAAAUCCACAAUUACAAGUUUACUGUGCAAGGUACAAUCUAAACCCAUUGAAUUGAUUCAGCCAAAGCAAGAGCCACAAAGUGCUGCCUUUAAAUGAACUAGUGCCAAUUCCAUUGGCUAGAGCCACAGAUCGAGUAAUGUCUUUAUGUGGAACGCCUUCUCCCUGUUGUAGUGAAAUUGUUUAGAUGGUUGGAUUUCCUUUCCUACAGUAAUGUGAUAGUAAAAGCAUAUGAUCUUUUGUCCUAGAAUAUGGAUUUGCAAAGUAGUUCGUUUCUUUUUUCGAACUGGCUUAACAGUUGAGUUUUAGCUACUCUUUGAAAUGAAUGCUUAUAAAGUUUGUCUUUGAGGUUUA